This is a messenger RNA of Gekko japonicus, 1686 nucleotides long. Its product is annotated as ferric-chelate reductase 1-like. Bases 12 to 1679 code for a protein of 555 amino acids. Gene Ontology annotation, molecular function: oxidoreductase activity, acting on metal ions. The record is from RefSeq and is a predicted model, not a curated record. Lineage: Eukaryota; Metazoa; Chordata; Lepidosauria; Squamata; Gekkonidae. The transcript is spliced from 15 exons.
UCUGUGACAGUAUGAUACCCCUCCAUGGAUAUUCUUCACAGUCAUUUCCAAAGCACAUAAUUGAAGUGAACGUGACACAGUUUAGACCAGGAGAUCAUGUGAAAGUGAGCUUGUCAGGGCCUGCAUUUGAAGGUUUCUUUCUACAAGCCCGUAGUGCCAAGAACUUGAGGGGCCCUGCCAUUGGGUCUUUUGUGCUAAGUGACAAAAUGAAAUCUCAGCUCCUCACCUGUGGACAUGUAAAGAAUUCAGCUGUCAGUCAUACAAGCAAGUCUAAGAAAACCCAUAUAGAUGCCUACUGGAUUGCUCCUAGAGAGGCACCAGAAACAGUACGGUUCCUUGUCACAGUGGUAGAAAAAUAUAAAACUUUCUGGGUAAAAAUUCCUGGACCUGUGAUUUCCCAGCUUAAUAUACCAGUUUGGACAACAACAACAUUUAUUCCAACAUCUCAACCAAUUCCCCAUUUAACCCAACCAUUUAAUGCUUCAGACUGUGGCAACACCAAGUUCUGUGUGAGAAACCCUUCUGACUGUGAUCCUAAAACUAAAGAUUGCUUCUUCCUGUCCUUCAAGCAAGACCAUAGUGUGAUGCUGGUUGAAAUGAGUGGUCCAAGUGAAGGCUAUAUUGCAUUUGCAUUGUCUCAUGACCUAUGGAUGGGUGGUGGUGAUGAUGCAUAUCUCUGCAUUAGUGAUGACCAUCAGGUUGGCAUAAGUACAGCCACUCUGACUGGGCGCAGUUAUCCAACUUUUGACUCUCAGAAUGCCCUUGAAGAAAUGUCAUGGAGGCUGGCUGAUGGUCUUAUUCAGUGUUCUUUCCAAAGGAAAAUUCAUCUUUCUGCUUUGCAAGGAAGGUUUAAUUUGGAUGCAGACUACUACAUAUUUCUGGCAGAUGGUGAAGUUAGUGAAGAUGGUACCAUCCUUAAACACCACAGACAGCCUCUGAUCACCAACAGGAGAUACAAUGUGACAGGCCCACCAGAAGAUAUCGGGGGAUCCCGCUCUCCACUCAUCAUCAAGGCACAUGGUGCACUGAUGUUUGUUGCAUGGAUGACCACAGUUAACAUUGGUGUCAUUGUUGCCCGAUUCUUCAAGCCAGUUUGGUCUCAUUCAUUGUGGUUUGGAGAAGAGAUCUGGUUUCAGGUUCAUCGUAUGCUAAUGAUGACAACCGUAUUACUCACAAGUAUAUCUUUUGUUCUUCCCUUUAUAUACCGUGGAGGUUGGAGUCAACGAGCCAGCUUCCAUCCCUACCUUGGUUGUACAGUGAUGGCUUUGGCACUCAUCCAGCCCCUUAUGGCGGCAUUCAGACCACCUCCGCAAGCACCAAGAAGGCAAAUUUUUAACUGGCUACACUGGAGCACUGGUACAACGGCUAGAAUAUUAGCUGUGGUAACAAUGUUCCUGGGGAUGGAUUUGCCAGCUCUCAAUCUUCCAGAUCCCUGGGACAUCUAUACCAUGAUUGGAUUUGUAGCUUGGCAUGUUGGCAUUGAUGUUCUUCUGGAGAUACAUGGCUAUUGUCUCAUCCGCAAAGAUGAAGUAUUAGAAGAUGACAGGGUACAAAUUUUGCAGUCUCUUACCUCAGUAGAGGCACAGGGCCGCACAUUUAAAAAGACGGUGUUAAUUAUCUACAUUUGUGGCAAUAUAGCAUUUCUCUUUACCUUCCUGACACGAGUUGGACGAGUAUGACAACAAA